Messenger RNA from Oncorhynchus mykiss (rainbow trout), 2878 nucleotides. The record is from RefSeq and is a predicted model, not a curated record. Lineage: Eukaryota; Metazoa; Chordata; Actinopteri; Salmoniformes; Salmonidae.
CCUAGUAAAAUAAAGGUAAAAAAAAACAGACAAUGCUGUUACUCUGAAUUCUGUUUUGUAGUCUGUAUGCAAAUAUUCAAACUUCCUCUGUCAUAUACAGGUCUUCAAUAGACAGGGAGUGACACAGAGUUAUUACACAGACAGGACCUCAGCACCAGUCUACAGUAAAUACACAAUGUGGGUCUUGUUGCUCUUAAUUGUGACUGUAACCUCAAUAGUCUCGGGACCUUCUUGUUCAGUCAACAACAAUCCUCGUCAUAUUUAUGUCCCUGGGGACAUUGUUGUGGGUGGACUUUUUCCUGUUUACCUGCAGGUGAAAACUAAUGGAUCCACGAUUCCUCCGCAAAAGACAUGCAUUGAUUACGACGUGCAGAUGUUUCUCCGAUCGCAAGUGAUGAUUUAUGCCAUCCAAGAGAUAAACAGGUCUCAGAUGUUGCCCAAUGUGAGUGUCGGAUACGAAAUAUACGACACCUGUGGGGAUGUAACAAAUGCCAUCAGAGCAACACUGAGCAUGAUGGAGGACAUCCAGGGGCAGGGGGUGGAGCCUAAUGUAACCACACCACAUGUUAAAGUGGUAAUUGGGGAGAGGUAUUCGGAGAAGUCAAUAGCUGUUGCCCGUCUACUAGCUCUACCUUUAGUGGCUCAGAUCAGUUAUUCAUCAACAAGUGAGUUGCUCAGUAGGAAGUGCAAGUUCCCCUCGUUUCUGCGAACGGUCUCCAGUGAUGAGCAUCAGACCAUUGCGAUCGCUGAGUUGGUGAAGCAUCUCGCCUGGGAGAGCGUGGGAGUGAUAGGCAGUGACGAUGAGUUCGGCAAGUAUGGCGCCGAGAGGCUGAUCGAUCACUUCAAUGACAGGAAACUGUGUGUGGACUUCAAGGAGAUCCUAUCAGCAAACUUUUUACUCAACGAGACCAGAACACAAACAGAAUUGGCCAUGCUCAUGUCAAAGAUUCGCAAUUCGUCUGCCGAGGCCAUUGUCAUUUUCACAGCUGAAUUGAAUGUUAGGAUCAUCCUCAAAGAGGUCCUUAGAAUGGGGAUCAGCAGAAUUUGGAUUGCAUGUGACACUUGGGCCACCAACAAGGAGCUUUCUGAAAUGGCCGAUAUUCAAAAGGUUGGGAGGGUAUUUGGAUUCAUUCCAAAGAGAAACAAGGUGCCGGGUUUUCAUGAGUACGUCCGUGACUCUAUGUUCCAAAGUAAAGCCCAUAACAGCUUUAUCCAUGAAUUUAUGUGUCAUUAUCCUCCAUGUCCCGAUUCCUUGGUAGAUGAAAGUGUGCUGAACUGUACAUUACCCGACACCAAAUCCCAGUCGGAGAGUGGUGGAAGGACAUGCCUGGACAGAAGGUGCUUAUUGAAGUACAUUGACGAGGAUGAGUCUUAUUACAUCUAUCUAGCGGUCAAAGUCAUUGCUCAGGGGCUGAGAAGCCUGCUGAACUGCGACAAUGUAAGGUGUAAACGAAAUGCCAGUUUUGCUGUUUGGGAGCUUCUUGAGGAACUCAAGCGGGUUAACUUCAUAGUGGACAAUACCACACACAUAGCUUUCAAUGAAGAUGGUGACCCUACUACAGGAUAUGACAUCGUAGAGUGGAACAUGUCGGUUUCAGAAAAUCGGAUAAUAACCGUCGGAGUGUAUAGGCCUGAUGAACCCAUCCGCAUCAGAGAGCAUCUCAUCAGAGAGUUCGAAAAUGUUACAGUGACUUUUGCCAACUGCUGUAAGACAUGUAAUCCGGGAUAUGAGUUCAUUACAAAGAUAAACUCAUGCUGCAAGGAGUGUUCUCUUUGCAGUCGUGGAUACAUUUCUACCGGAGGUGGUAAGAAGUGCGUGGCCUGUCAUCCACAAAGUGAGUACACAUCCUCAGAUAUGGACAGAUGUUUGAUGAAAACCAUUGAGUACCUGGGGUGGACUGACGCUUUCACCACUGUUCUGGUCUCAUUUGAUGUCUUGGGGAUUGUUGUCAGCCUUCUGGUGGCCAUUUUGUUUGCUGUGGAUCGAAGAACACCCAUAGUGAAAUCCACUGGAGGCUACCUCAGCUUCCUGGAGCUGCUGUCCCUGCUGGCCUGCUUCUGCUGUAUCAUUAUGUUCCUGGGGGAGCCAACAAAGACCACCUGCAUGGCGGGUCUCCCACUCUUUGGCAUGGCCUUCACUGUCUGCGUCUCCUGCAUCCUGGCCAACCUGCUCCAGAUCUUUGUGGGCUUCACUUUCGAUUUGAGGGUUACAGUCGGCGACACACUGAAGCGCCUCAACCGACCCAUCGCCGUGGUAACGUGCUGCUCGGCGGUCCAGGUGGCCGUGUGCGUGGUGUGGCUGACCUACGCCCCACCGUUCAUAGUCGAAAGCAGCAGGUUCGACGAGGCCACCAUCCUUCUGGAGUGCAACAAAGGUUCCAAGAUGCUCUUUGGCGCCAUGUUGACUUACAUUGCCCUGCUGGCAGUGGUCUGCUUCCUGUUUGCGUUCAAAGGGAAGCAGUUGCCAGAUUUGUAUAAGAACGCCAGUUUUGUCUCCAUCAGCAUGAUGAUUUUCCUGGUGGUUUGGAUCGUCUUCAUCCCUGUCUACAUCAACAUGUCGGGGAAGUACCAGCGGGCCAUCGAGGCGGCGGCCAUCUUGGUGUCCAAUUACAGCGUCCUCUGUUGUCACUUUGCUCCCAAGUGCUACAUCAUGCUCUUCAGGAAAGAGCUCAACAACGAGAAUGCCAUCACAAAUUACAUCCGGAAACACUAUGAAAAGAAGGGCAUGGCUGUUGUCGGCAAAUAGUUUGUUGAUAGUAGCGAUACGAGGUAUUUGAGGCAGAUAUGUACAUGAAGGUAGGGUAAAGUGACUAGGCAUAAGGAUAGAUAAUAACAAGGUAUUUGAGGUAGAUACGUACAUGAAGGCAGGGUAAAGUGA